AUGGCAUCAACCGAUAUCAAAAAGGCCGAGUCGGCCAAGCAGGGACCGCCCAAGAUAUCUGAUUAUAAGGAAAUUCUUGAUGAGAGCACAUUCGAACAAAUCCUUGAGAUGGACGACGACGAGGAGGAUCGCGACUUCAGCAAGAGCAUCGUGUAUGGUUUCUUCGAGCAGGCCGUGAACACCUUCCAAAAAAUGGAAGACAGAUUAACUGACAAGAACCUUGCUGAACUCUCUGAUCUCGGACACUUCCUCAAGGGCUCCUCCGCCACACUCGGCUUGGUUAAGGUCAAGGAUGGUUGUGAAAAGAUCCAGCACUUCGGCGCCAAGAAGGACGAGACAGGCACUAUGGAUGAACCAGACCAGGAGGUUUGCCUCAAGGCUAUCAGAAACACCCUGGAUGAAGUCAAGGCCGCAUACAGCAAGGUUGAGAAGGUCCUCCGAUUGUACUACGGCGAGGAGGUGAAGGUCGAAGAAGAGGAGCCGAAAGAAGCAAAGCCCGAGGCAAAGGAGGAAAAGCCCAAGGAAGAUCCCAAGAAGGAGACCAAGGAGGCUAAGGAGACUGCCAAGGAGCCUACUAAAGAAGCUCCCAAGGAAGCCACUAAGGCAGAUGCGAAGGAAUAA
This is a messenger RNA of Penicillium bovifimosum, 621 nucleotides long. RefSeq names its product Hpt domain-containing protein. NCBI's taxonomy places the organism in Eukaryota, Fungi, Ascomycota, Eurotiomycetes, Eurotiales, Aspergillaceae. The transcript has 3 exons. Gene Ontology annotation, biological process: phosphorelay signal transduction system; phosphorylation. Bases 1 to 621 code for a protein of 206 amino acids. Gene Ontology annotation, cellular component: cytoplasm; nucleus. Gene Ontology annotation, molecular function: protein histidine kinase binding; histidine phosphotransfer kinase activity. The record is from RefSeq and is a predicted model, not a curated record.